AUGCUUCCGUCAGCUUUCCUCCCCGCUGCCCCCCUGCCGGCCCGCUCCCUCCGUGCCCCCCACACCCCCUCCCUGCGCCGACCGGUUUUCUUCGCCACGGCCAGCUCCCACCCUGACCCUUCCCCACCCUCCCUUCUCUCCCGUCUCUCCGUCUCCGCCAUCGCGCUUGCCGCCGUUGCACUUCCCCUCCCCUCUCUGGCCGCGCGCAAGCACUCCAACAUCACAAUGACCGACCAGGUCCCCAACUUCACGCUCCCCUCGCAGGAAGCCGCCACGGAUCGCGGCCGCUCUGCAAACCCCCUCCUCCUGCGCGUCGUCUUCGUCGCCAAGCGCGCCGUCCCCGCCGUCGCAGUCAUCGCCCUGGCCGUCUGGGGCGUCCGCAGCGUCCUCCGCCGCGCCCAGGAGCGCGAGCUGCGCGACUUCCAGACGCAGCUCUCCUCCUUCUCCUCCCAGCUUGACUUAGAUGCAAAUUCAACCGCAGCGGGCGGGGAGAAGGACUCGCUCCUCGAUUCCGCCAAUACAGCAAAGCAGAUCUUGGAAACUUCGUCAAAGCGCUACAAGUUUCGCGCCGAUUCCACCCAGGAGAAGGACGAUGACAUCGAAUCCAAAGUCCGCCUCGAUCUAUUCCGUGCGGGCGGCUCUGCGAACCCCAAAGAUGCGGCUAACACCCAGAUGCCUCCGGCAGAGGCUCCGGACGCGGCAAAGGCCGAAAUCUCACAGGUGCAGCCGGCGUCGCCAAUGGAGUCCACUAUCGCCGAGUGCUUGAAACAGGUCGAGGCUGGCGACGAUGCCGCAAAGGAAGCCGCAAAGUCCUCGUUGAACGCCGCUCGCGCCACAGCGGGGCUUUCCGAGAGCGAAGGCGCGAAGCUGUUCGAUACUUACGUCUCGAGUGUGGUAUCGGCCCAGAUCGAUAGAGCCGCCAUCAAUCUGGAUUCGGACGAUCGGGAAAGCCUGCGCUACCUCCACCAACUGGCCGUCACCAUGGGAGCCGCAAAGGCACUUGGACCCGACGCAGCCCUGCGGUAUGUCGGAGAACAUGCGGGGGAAGAGAAGACGCGCGAGGAGUUGUACAGACGGUAUGCCGUGUUUUGUUUGUCGAGUGAGGAACGUGUCAAGGAUGAUUUGCAGAGUUUAGUCGACAUGCAAACCUUGCUGGCUGUGACCGACGCGAGGGCGGAGACGAUUAACACGGAGAUUGCGAAGGGAAUGUUUCAGGUGGCCGUGAGCGCCGCGAUGGCUGACGGCAGUUUAGACCCGGGUUCUCGCGAUGCGUUGGAGAAGCUGAAACAGAGCUUCGGCGACUUUUUAGACGGUGGUAGCGCCGAUUCUAUCAUGUCUGAGGUUGCUGUGAUGCGAGCGAUGUACUCGCUGCAGCAGCUUUUGCAGGAGCAGGGCGUUUCAGAUGAUGACGUGCUCGAGCUGCGGAAGAUGUGCAAGGAACUCGGUGUAGACAUUGAUGAAAUGUUGCAAAACGCUGACACCUUGGGGGAUGCGCUUGGGCCGGAGGCAAAGGAGUUUGUGGAGAGUUUGAGAGGCUUGCUGUCGGAUUCAAAGGGGGAGGGUAUUGUUACCGAUACCACGCAGAUUGAAUCGUUGAAAGACGGUUCAGUCAAGGCAGAUUCGUCGUCAUAGUGGGACUGUUUUGUUCAUGAAUAAAAAAGUCAUGGGAGCCAAUAACUGCGAAA
Messenger RNA from Chondrus crispus (carragheen), 1685 nucleotides. RefSeq lists its product as hypothetical. NCBI's taxonomy places the organism in Eukaryota, Rhodophyta, Florideophyceae, Gigartinales, Gigartinaceae. The transcript is spliced from 2 exons. The coding region runs from base 1 to 1632 and encodes 543 amino acids. The record is from RefSeq and is a predicted model, not a curated record.